Molecule: messenger RNA, 22907 nt
Organism: Podarcis lilfordi (Lilford's wall lizard)
Lineage: Eukaryota; Metazoa; Chordata; Lepidosauria; Squamata; Lacertidae
Source: the annotation of a GenBank genome assembly
UCGGUGCUACUAGGACUCAGAUCAGCAGGCUCGCAAAGCUGGUCGGCUGGUCAUGUGACCAGUAGAAAGCCGGAAGCACGCGGUUUGCAGCCCCCUCUCCUGAGCCUUCGUCCUUGCACCUGGUGUGGUCGUCUAUGCUCAAGUGUGGCUCGCAGUCGUGCAUGGUAAGCGCGGGAUUUGACCGGGAGUCGUUGUCUGGCGGGUUGGAGAGGGGAAUGUUUUGCUGGGGAUCCCCGGCUGGGAGACAGGGAAGCUGAGCAGGGGGAGGAGGUUACCGGGAUUACCCGUUUCUCUUGAGAAUGAAAUGUCUCUCUUCUCUGCGAUCAGAAUCUUGUCUCCAGAACGUGACAAGGAACAACACAAAGUGUGAACAGCCAAUAAUGCCGUAGUUAUGCUCCCCCUCCCCCCAAGUCAAUGCAUCGCUUUGCCUUUAGCAAAGUUCUUAACGGGUCUGGAUAAAAGGCGGAUAAAAGCGCUUCCCCCAUCGCCAGCCCCAGAGGAUGGGGGGCAGUGGGAAGGCACGCGACGCCUUCCCGCUACUCUCCAACCCUCCUGUGGGCUUUUGCGGGAGAUGGGGGAAUUCCCCCACCUCCCGUAAAAGCAGGAAAAAGCCGUGCGCUCUUUAAAGGGGCUGCGCGGCUUUGCUGGCUUUUCUAGGAGGUGGAGGAAUUCCCCCACCUCGCAGAAAAGCCCGCAAGAGCCGCGCAGCCUUUAAAGAGCGCGCAGCUCUUGGGGGCUUUUCCCCAAGGAGGGAGAAGGGACAGACUGUCGGAGUCCGUCCCUUCUCCCUCCUGUGGGCUUUUGCGGGAGAUGAAGGAAUUCCCCCACCUCCUGCAAAAGCAGGCAAAAGCCGUGCGCUCUUUAAAGGGGCUCCGCGGCUUCUGCUGGCUUUUCUAGGAGGUGGGGGAAUUCCCCCACCUCGUAGAAAAGCCCGCAGGAGCCGUGCACCCUUUGAAGAGCGCGCCGCUCUUGGGGGCUUUUCCCCGAGGAGGGAGAAGGGACUGACUGGCCAUUUCAGUCCCUUUUCCCUCCUGGUCGAAAAGCCCGUAGGAGUCGCGCACGGCUCCUGUGGGCUUUUGCGGGAGGUGGGGGAAUUCCGCCACCUCCCGCAAAAGCAGGAAGAAGGUCUUGGAGUAGCGCACAGGCUGCGUGCAGCCUGUCCACUGCUCCCAGAGCUGCGGGGGGGGGGGAUCAUAUUUUUUUCCUUGAUUUCCCCCCCUGAAAACUAGGUGCAUCCUAUGGGGCGAAAAAUACGGUACAAUCCUGCUUUCCCUUGUAGCAGCUUACCUUGACUUCAGUAAGGCCUUUGAAAAGGUCCCCCAUGAUAUUAUUGCAAAACAACUAGUAAAAUGUGGGCUAGACAAAGCUACUGUUGGGUGGAUUUGUAAUUGGUUGACGGGCUGAACCCAAAGAGUGCUCAUCAGUGGCUCACCUUCAUCCUGGGAAAAAAUGACUAUUGGGGUUCCACAAGGUUCUGUCCUGGGCCUGGUGCUAUUCAAUAUUUUUAUAAAUGAUUUGGAUGAUGGAAUAGAGGGUGUGCUAAUCAAAUUUGCAAAUGACUGCAAACUGGGAGGGGUUGCUAAUACACCAGAGGACAGGGUCAGAAUUCAAAAUGACCUGAAUAGCCUAGAGAGCUGGGCCAAAACCAACAAUAUGGAGUUCAAUAGGGAGAAAUGUAAGGUACUACACCUGGAUAGAAAAAAUGAAAUGCACAGGUGGGGGACACUUGGCUUGACAACAGUACCUGUGAAAGGGACCUGGGAGUCUUAGUCGACCACAAGCUGAAUAUGAGUCAAUAGUGUGAUGUGGCAGCUAAGAAUGCCAAUGCAAUUCUGGGCUGCAUCAAUAGGAGUAUAGUGUCCAGAUCAAGUGAAGGAAUGCUACCACACUAUUCUGGUUGGUUGGUCAGACCACACCUGAAAUACUGUGUCCAGUUGAAGAAGGAUAUUGUCAAGUUGGAGCAUGUCCAGAGGAGGGUGACCAAAAUGUAAAAGGUCUGGAAUCCAAGCCCUAUGAGGAGAGACUUAGGGAGCUGGAUUUGUUUAAUCUAGAGAAGAUUAAGGAGUGACAUGAUAGCCAUGUUUAAAUAUUUGAAGGGAUGUCAUGUUGAAGAGGGAGCAAGCUUGUUUUCUGCUGUUCUAGAGACUAGGAUGCAGAAUAAUGGAUUCAAACUAUGGGAAAAGAGAUUCCACCUGGGCAUGGUAAUCCAGUCAGGGAAAAAGGGAGGCAUACUAUGUUUAGGGCACCAUUUCCAGCCCCUUCCCCUUUUCAGGGUGAGCAUAGUGGAUCCUAAAAAGGGCUGCUCAGUCAUGGAUACAGCUGCUGAGCUGCUCAACUGCCUCAUUCCUUGAGUCAGAACGACUGACCGCCCAUGUGUCGGUUCAUGACUAGGGGCUUCACAUUCCUGCCCCCGUAGCCAUUUAGUGAUGGCCAUGGGGGGAGGGUUUGGGGAGGUUGGGUUUGGUUUUUGGAAGACGCCUGUGCGUGAAUUUGUUUUAUGUGUGUAGAUUAGUGCACGCUGACCAACGCACAGUCUUCGCAGUAGGGCUCUGUUCUGAUGGCAUGAGUAGUCACGACAAACUGGUGGAUCCUAUCUGCUGCAGCCUUCAUCCGCCUUCAGAGCCGUUGUAACACACUGCUUGUUAUCACCCACCUGCUCUGCCGUUGAGGACUUCUUGGAUCAUUCUUUGUCUAACUCCUUCCCUGUUAUGUACUAAGCUUGGAUCCUAGAACAAUAGGCAAGUAGGAUCCUAGAAUGCAAGAACUGAUUGGCUUGCAGGAAAAGACCAAUCAGGCUCCAGGAGGGAAGCAGAAUCAGCUAGUCAGACGGGUCUCAUUGUGUAAAUAAUGUAUAUAAAAGCCUGAGGUUUUGGGGGAAAUUCAAUCACUGUUUUACAAGCUGCAAUAAAGAGCAUGAAAUCACUACAGGACUCUGAGCAUAUUUAAUUUUCUUUGACCUUACCACCUUGGGUGACCCUGCUGGGAGUACGAGAUUCCCAAUGGCUUCGCUCACAAGGGUCAUAGGAAUGUGCAAGCCCACUCACCAUGACAAGUGAGAGAACUGAGAUAGAUUGCACUGAGCCCUGGUCUCAUUAGACAAAGCGUUCCACCAAAAAGGCUCUGGCUCUGGUUGAGGACAGCUGGAUAUGUUUUGGGCCAGGGACCACCAGUAGGUUGCUGUUAGAUGAGCGUCACACUCAUGGGGGUGUAUUGGAAGAUAAUUCCCACAGAUAAGAAAGGUCACAGACUGUUUAGGGCUUUAAAGAUUAGCACCAAAACAUUGAACCUGAUUCGAUACUCCACCUGGAGCCAAUCCAGCUGAUGAACAACCAACUGAAUGUGGGCUCUCCACAAAGUCCAAGUAAGAACUCAUGCAUCUGCAUUUUAGACCAUUUGGAGUUUCUGGAGCAGUCUCAAGGGUAGCCCUGCAUAUCUCUCUCUCUCUCACUCUCUCUCUCUCUAUCACAUUUAUACCCUGCACUCCCCGGCUCAGGUGUACAGAAAGUUAAAGUAGUCUAGUCUGCAGGUGACUACUGCAUGGAUCACCAUGGCUAGGUUGGAAAGGGACAGGUACGGUACCGAUCGCCUAACCUGACAUAGAUUCAAAAAUUCCAGUUUGGCUACAUUUGUGACCAAUUCCUCCAUAGAGACAGAAGCAUCCAGGAUCACACCGGGACUCCUGAUGGUGGCUACAGGUGACUAUUGUGCCCCUUGAAGAGCUGGGAGCUGGCAAACCAAACUGAAAUUAUUCUGGCCCAGCCAUUGGAUGCCCAUCUUUAAUGGAUAGAGAUUCAGCCGACUCCGUUUCCUCCAUCCCAGAACACCCACCUAAAAAUUGGCCAAUAUAUCCAGGGUAGCAUCUGGCCAGGGCCAUGAAGCAGUAGAUCCAUGAUGUUUGUGGUCAGAUCUGUGGUUAUGUACAAGAUAUUUGAAUAAAGGGUGAAUUUGGGGUUCCCCAAUGCAAAAAGUGUGAUGAUCCAUGAGGAUCCGUGCUUCAAAACCACGUUUUUGAGCCAUGGAGUGGCCAGGAAGCCGUGGAUCCGUGUUUUUUGUGGUGCAGGCUGUGCCCAUGGCCAUGAUGUGUGAUUUGAUGGUGAGUUUGGGUUGGCCCAAUGCAAAAAGCAUGAGGAUCCAUGAGGAUCCGCGCUUCAAAACCAUGUUUUUGGGCCACGGUAUGACCAGGGAGCCGUGGAUCUGAGUUUCUUGUGGUGCAGGAUGUGCCCCUGGACAUGAUGUGUGAUUUGACAGUGAGUUUGGAUUGGCCCAAUGCAAAAAGCGUGAGGAUCCAUGAAGAUCCGUGGUUCAAAACCACGUUUUCGGGCCAUGGUAUGACCAAGAAGCCGUGGAUCCUUUUUUUUGUGGUGCGGGCUGUGACUCUGGCCAUGAUGUGUGAUUUGACGGUGAGUUUGGGUUGGCCCAAUGGAAAAUGCGUGAGGAUCCAUGAGGAUCCAUGCUUCGAAACCACGUUUUUGGGCCACGGUAUGGCCAGGAACCAGUGGAUCUGAGUUUUUUGCGGUGCAAGCUGUGUCCCAUGGCAUGAAGUGUGAUUUGACAGUGAUUUAGGGGUGGCCCAGUGCAAAAAGUGUGAGGAUCCAUGAGGAUCCGUGCUUCAAAACCACAUUUUUGGGCUACGGUGUCGCCAGGAAGCCAUGGAUCCGAGUUUUUUGUUGUGCAGGCUGUGCCCCUGAACAUGAUGUGUGAUUUGACAGUGGGUUGGGUUGGCCCAAUGCGAAAAGCAUGAGGAUCCAUGAGGAUCCGUGCUUCAAAACCAUGUUUUUUGGCCAUGGAAUGGCCAGGAAGCCGUGGAUCCUAGUUUUUUGUGGUGCAGGCUGUGCCCCUUGGUAUGAUGUGUGAUUUGACAGUGAGUUUGGGUUGGCCCAAUGGAAGAAGCGUGAGGAUCCAUGAGGAUCCGUGCUUCAAAACCACGUUUUUUGGCCACGGUAUGGCCAGGAAGCCAUGGAUCCGUGAUUUUUGUGGUGCAGGCUGUGCCCCUGGCUAUGAUGUGUGAUUUAACAGUGCGUUUGGGUUGGCCCAAUGCGAAAAGUGUGAGGAUCCAUGAGGAUCCGUGGUUCAAAACCACGUUUUUGGGCAGUGUUAUGACCAGGAAGCUGUGGAUCCUAGUUUUUUUUGGUGCAAGUUGUAUCCCUGGACAUGAUGUGUGAUUUGACAGUGAAUUUGGGCUGGCCCAAUGCAAAAAGUGUGAGGAUCCAUGAGGAUCCGUGCUUCAAAACCAUGUUUUUGGGUCAUGCCAUUGCCAGAUAACCGUGGAUCUGAGUUUUCUGUGGUGCAGGCUGUGCUCCUGGCUAUGAUGUGUGAUUUGACAGUGAGUUUGGGGUGGCCUAAUGCAAAAAGCGUGAAGAUCCAUGAGGAUCCGUGCUUCGGAACCACGUUUUUGGGCCAUGGUAUGGCCAGGAAGCCGUGGAUCCAUGAUUUUUGUGGUGGAUGCUGUGCCCCUGGCCAUGAUGUUUGAUCUGAUGAUGACUUUGGGCUGAUCUUGUGCAAAAAUCAUGAGGAUCCAUGCUUCGGAACCACGUUUUUGGGCCACGGUAUGGCCAGGAAGCCGUGGAUCCGUAUUUUUUUGUGGUGCAGGCUGUGCCCCUGGAUAUGAUAUGUGAUUUGACAGUGAGUUUGGGUUGGCCCAAUGGAAGAAGCGUGAGGAUACAUGAGAAUCCGUGCUUCAAAACCACGUUUUUGAGCCAUGGUAUGGCCAGGAAACCGUGGAUCCAUGAUUUUUGUGGUGGAUGCUGUGCCCAUGGCCAUGAUGUUUGAUCUGAUGGUGUCUUUGGGCUGGUCUUAUGCAAAAAUCAUGAGGAUCCAUGAGGAUCCGUGUUUUUUAACCAUGUUUUUGCGCCCCUGCGGCCCCACGAAAUAGUGGAUGCAUGAUUUUUUUGAUGCUGUCUACAGAGUAAGACAUGGUCUACAGUAUCAUGGUGGUUUUAUUUAAUUUGAAUGAAAAAAUCAUAUGAAUUCACGAGGAUCCGUCUUGAUCCGCCUUUUACCUUUUUCCGUUCUGAACUGCAUUUUGGGAAAGAUCUUGCCAGGCAGCCUUCCCCAACAUAGCGCCCGCCAGAUGAUUAGGACUACAACUCCUAUUAUUUCCAGCCAGCACAGUCCUCCGAACAUCGGGAGGGCAACUGCUGUAAGAUCUCAUGAAGUGACAUCUGAAAUACAGGCUGACUUCUGCAUCCUCUUGACCCACCUAGAAUAGUAAUCGCCAAGUAAUGUGUGUGUGUGUGUGUGUGUGUGUGUGUGUGUGUGUUCAAACUCUUAUGGUUGUGUAAUAGUUUGUUGCCUGUACUCUAAACUUAUUCUCUCUUUUUCCAGAAGGCAGGGCUAGUAAAUUUCAGCUAAACCUUGGGAGCUGACUGCCUUCACAGGGGAAAGGGGUAGAUGCUCUGUCACUGGAGAUAAUUCUUUUAGGGCUGUUGCUGUAGUUGUUUCUUGCACUGCAGAUCCUGCAUUGAGCAGUGGCUGAUUGGAAUACAUGAAUCCUCCUGCUUUGUAAUUCCACCUAUGGUAAUUGCGCCACACCAGCCACUCCCAUCAUUCCUGACCAUUAGCCAUGCUGGCUGGGCCUGAUGGGUGUUGUAGUCUAAACUGUCUGGAGGACACCAGGUUGGAAAGUCUGUUCCACACUCUAGAAAGGCUCCACUUCUCCACCUGGCUACCUCUAGUGAAAUAUUGACUAGCUGAUGUCUAGCAGUAGAUGGUUUUGCAUUUACACUGCUAUGUUUUAAGCACAACACUUGCUCCUCAGCAGCUAAGAGAUUUAAAAAAAAAAAAAGCUGCACAAGCUCCAAGUGUUGAUCUUCUUUAAAAUGAAUUUUAUCUGCAUGGUGCCUCCAUUAUGAUGGAACAUAAGAAUAACUCAUUCCAUGAGUAGUGAUUCUCAAGGUCAUUUCUUAUCUGAGUACAGAGUUUAUUAUCCAAAGGAUAACAGGGACAUUAUUUUUAUUCAGGAGUAACCUCAUGACUCCUUGGCCACCCCCAGUUUUUUUUAUCUUUGACAUUGUCUACUCUUUAGAGUUGUUGAGUUUACCUGGAUCAUAUGUCAGUGUGGUUGAGUAGUCUAAGUGAUAGUCCGAUCCCUUUCAGGAUUAAACAUUUCUCAUAAUUUUGGCUGCAAAUUCAAUGAAUUUGAAACUGAAAUUAUAAUCAGGAUCAGGCCAACUACACAAGAAAUCCAGGGAGUUAUUUGCACUGAAGCAGCUUGAGAUCAAAGAGGUUACCCCCAGGAUCCUUUGCAGAUAAUUCUGGGAGUGCAUCUCUGGGAUUUUUCAGAUGCGGCUGCUUGGGGCAGAAAAUAUCUUAGGCUGGCAAGGAAUGGACUCUCUUUUGGAGUUCUUGCAAUAAGGGGGGCAAAACUCUGAACUAAAAAAAAAGAAAAAGGGAUAAUUUUCAAAAAUCAUCUGUUUAACAUGGAUCAUUGAAGCUGAUAUGAGGAAUGUUGCUAAUUGUUCAGAUUUCUUCUUGAAAUAACUCAGGACUUUUUAGAGUUUCAUAAAGAGGGCAAGUUUUCCUUAUCAUUUCCAUAUUUGCAAGACCGCUGUGGUCUCAUUCAUGGGGACUGGGCUGGUUGGGGAUGAUCAGAUAGGCAGGACCCAUGUAAUUGACUUGAUAGGAAUGUAAAAUGAGCUGUGCAGCUUCCCAACUGCUCCACUGCGCUGACUCUUCCCCUCCUGAGAAAGGCGGUGGUUGAAACUCCAUGAAGCUCAGGCAUAUCUGCAUUCUAGGUGACCACCUGGCUGUGUAGCAGCCAUUGUAACAGCUGGGGGAGCUACUGCAACAGCUCUGGGAUAGAAACUGCAUAGCACCCUGUUCUUUCUGCUGCCAAGCAUAAUAGGGCUGUGGCAGCAUAGAUGAUACUACACGACAGCUAGGCCAUAUGGCAUCACACAACAUUACACCGGAAAACUUGAACAUCAGGAAACAGUUUCUGUCUCAGUAGCUGUUGCGCCAGUUUAUCUAAUUUUCUGAAACUUGGGCGUUCCAUCCUGAACCCACUAGCUGCUACUGCUCCCCAAUACUGUCAGAUAUUAUCUGCAUGUGUUACUUCCCACUACACCCUUCUCUGAAGGCUCAGUGGUAGGUCAUGUGCUUGCAGGCAGAAGUUUGUCUAACUUUCAGAAACUGGGGCAGGUCAUGCCUAGAUAUCCCGAAACUGCAAGCUACAAACUAGACACUAUGCAAGGAGGAACUACAGCUGCAUCCUGCCUUUCUUUACCCUUUAAUCCUCCCAUGGAUGUUUACAAACCUGUUUGGCCUUGAGACCAAGGCUGCUUGUCAAUAUGUGCUUUGGCCUUGUGCUAUGGUUUCAAUCUUUGGAAUGACUUUAGCGCUUCAGGAGUAGUAGGACUGGAAGGCGGCUCAUAUUUAUUUGAUGGCAUAUAUGAUGAUGAACUGCUGGGCUGGAACCUAUGAAUCUGCCUCACACCAGGUCUGGCCAAUGCUCCAUCUAGUGCUGUAUUGUCUACAUUGAUUAGCAGCAGCGAUCUAGGAUUUCAGAAAGAUUCAAGGAAUCUUUCACAACUCUACCUGAAGAUGCUGGGGGGUUGAACAAGAGGCCUUCUGAAUGCAAGGCAAAUGAUCUUCCACUCAGCUAUAUCCUCCAAGGGCUAUGCAGAUCGGAAAGGCAGGGGAUCUAGAUAAUAUCUGAUAGCACAGGAGAGCAUUGUGCUGGUAGUAGCUAGAGGCUCUUGGAUGGAAUGAGAGCACUUUGAGUCAUGUGUUGUACUGUAAAGUUUGGAUCAUGUUGGACAACUGAUUGUACUGUUCAAGUAGGGGUGUCUUCGGAUAAUUACACCUUUGCUUAAUAGACUGAGAUGUGCACAAGUGCUUUGUUCCCCUUCUCUCAUCCCUUCGUGAUCCAUCUCAGUGAAAUGUAGUUUCGUGUUCCAUCCUACACCUGGAAACUAGGGUUAUCAUCUUUGGAAAUGAGCCAAGAUCUCAAAUCACAAUCUGAGGCAGUUCAAGAUUUCAGCUUGUUCGAAAUAGGUCUACCAUCAUUUACCGGUUUGGACAUGACAGUAAGCCAUGGUUAAUUGGAGACUUGCUCAUUUCACUGAAGCAUGCUGUGAAGCAAAAAGCGAAGAGGGUUGUGGAGUGGGGUUGCUGUUACCUUCAAUAACCUUCUUAUUGAAAACUACUAUUAUUUGCUCUCACUCUGCAGCAUUGAUUUAUUGAUCGGUAGUCAUGAAGCUCAUAGCGUCUGUACUGCUUGCGGCCUUAGUCAUCACCUCCCUGGCCCUGGAGAAUGGGCUCAUGAGGACGCCUCCAAUGGGGUGGCUUGCAUGGGAACGAUUCCGUUGCAAUAUUGAUUGCAAGACUGAUCCACAGAACUGCAUCAGGUAAGUGGAAGAGCCUUGGAAGCUCUGCAGCUUAAACAUGUGCGGCAGGGGCAAGGGAGGGGAGGAGUGAAGUCCCCUUGCAUUUCACACAAAGCUGGAUCUGUUUUGCAGGAAGGAUGCCUCGAGGAAGGCCCAUUUUACUUUCCGUCCAUCUCUAUUUUAUGCUGCCAUCUGACUACCCACUAGCUGUGCUCCACUUUUCAACUUUACAUUAAAAAACAAACAAACUGGUGGUAGGCUUGAUGAAUUCUGACGGGCCUGUCAAGGAGGGGGUCGCUUUCCCAAGUCCUCCCUCCAAGCUACUAAUCACUCACAGGCACCGAACGGGUUAUUAGGCCUUAUUGACAUAUUCUCUGGCACCAGCUACAGAACAUCAAACAAUAGUCUCAUCUAUGACAUGUUCUCUCCUCCCCUCGGCAGGUUAAUUUGAAUAUUUAUAGGGGCUGGGGAAUCCUGGCAGCCAGCCAGCCCCAUCACCUGCUCCCACUUGGGGGACUAAUUCUCACCACCUGCCUGAGGGGCCCCACCCAGCGAUACCUGCUUACAGAAUCACUACUUCAUGACAGGGCCAGGCACAUUUCCCCUGACAUCAUCUCUGCUAUGUUCAAUGUGGAGAAAUAAAAGGGCAGCGAGUUUAUGUUUUACAUUGGGAGGGAUGUUUGCUGAGUGGAGUUUACUUCUGUGUAAACAUUAGAAGGAUCUUGACCAUGAGGAAGAGCACUGCUGGAUAAUACAACAUUAUGUUCAAGUGCUUGCUAAGAAAUCUUGUUUAUUUGAAUAAAGAUUUAAUACUGUGUAAUGUAUUCUGACGUUGGCAUUGUAACGCACAUUUAUUUGUAAUGCACAUUGUGUUUGAUGUGGGAAGUUUUUGUCUGGUCUGGACAAAGUCUGUUUAACUGUUGCUUGAGGCCUGAACUGGCAUCUGUAUGUUCAAAUUCUCGGUAUGCUAAAGAAGGAGAGAAGGAAUAUAUAACUCACUUGCUAGGUGAAACUUUAGACUUUUCAGUGAGACGGUGUCUGGUACGAAAGCCAGAGGGAAGAUAUCCGGGGCACAACAAGACAAACCCACAGAAAAGGGUUGGAAAAAGAGGAUUCCAGCACGGCCUUCAGUUAUUGUGUAUGACAGGCACAACUGAGGUGGAGAAGAUAAAAGGACAAUCAGGCUAAAGCUGUCUUAGAUUAACAUUAAUAGUUGAAUAGAAGCAGUUGGUAUUUAAAGUGGCAGCAACAAGUUGACAAAGCAUAUGCUCAUUUAGAGAAACAAUCCUAUAUUUAAAUCACCAGAGAAGCUUGGGGACUUAAUCUUGUAAUAAAUAAACAUAAACAGCUUUGUUAAACUUAACAUUUGUAUAUGACUGUCUUUGUACCGUGCCUGUACAGUGGUACCUCUGGUUAAGUACUUAAUUCAUUCCAGAGGUCCAUUCUUAACCUGAAACUGUUCUUAACCUGAAGCACCACUUUAGCUAAUGGGGCCUCCUGCUGCCGCUGCGCCACCGGAGCACAAUUUCUGUUCUCAUCCUGAAGCAAAGUUCUUAACCCAAGGUACUAUUUCUGGGUUAGCAGAGUCUGUAACCUGAAGUGUCUGUAACCUGAAGCGUAUGUAAGUGUUCAGAGGGGGGAAAGGAGACUGAAUAGUGGCAGUGGCAUGGGUUUAGGAGAACCAUUGGAGAGGGAGUUUUGUUAUUGUACAUUAAGUACAUAAAAUAAAAUAUGAAAUGCAAUACGAAACUUCCAUUUUAAUUUGUUGUACAGUGGUGCCUCGCAAGAUGAAAUUAAUUCGUUCCGCGAGUUUUUUUGUCUUGCGAUUUUUUCGUCUUGCGAAGCACGGUUUUGGAAAAGUUUUGGAAAAGCUUCAAAAAUCACCAAAGUCUUCAAAAACCUCAAAAAAGGCUACCACACCACGUGCUAUGAGUUGCUCCUCAAAGUCAAGUCGCAACUGUAUUAACGGUUUUAAGAAAAAGGAAACAAACUUGCAAGACGUUUCCGUCUUGCAAAGCAAGCCCAUAGGGAAAAUCGUCUUGCGAAGCAACUCAAAAAACCAAAAACCCUUUCGUCUUGCGAGUUUUCCGUCUUGCGAGGCAUUCGUCUUGCGAGGUACCACUGUACAGCUGUGGAAGCUCUCAUGGGCAAAGCUUGCCACCUGUUGGUGAAAAUAGGCAACUGCAUGCUUGCCUUGGUUGUACAGGCCUGCGUGGGUGCUCUCUUCCGUGUUGUUCCCUGUGGCCACAAAUAGUUCAGGGUCACUUGGAUGUUGUUUUUAACUUGCUUUUCUCUUUGUGGGGCAGUGAAAAACUCUUCAUGGACAUGGCGGAUCGCCUGGCAGCAGACGGCUGGAGGGAGCUGGGCUAUGUGUAUGUCAAUAUAGACGAUUGCUGGAUGGCAAAACAGCGAGAUUCAACAGGGCAGCUGAUUCCAGAUCCUGAGAGGUUCCCUAGUGGCAUCAAAGCCUUAGCAGAUUACGUGAGUGAUCCAUAACUCCUGAUGGUGAAGCAAGAUCCGGGGCAUCUCCCAUCCGUGGUUUUUAAGAAUGUAUUUUGUGCUUUUAUAUAUUGAUUUGAUUCUGUGAAUCGUUCCGAGACCUGCGGAUAUAGGGCGGUAUAUAAAUUCAAUCAGUCCAUCAACAAGAAUCCCCUUCUAGCCAUCAGUAGUGAGGACUAAAAAACUUGUGAAAUCACGAGUCCCCAAAGCAACCAGGUCCUCUUCCUUCAGUGGCUUCAACUUGCUUAUUCAGAGUAGCCUGCAGAACAUUCCCUCCAGUUCAAAAGCAGCUUUCAUUUAAUUCUAGCAUCCUUGAUCUCCCGGGCCCACCUGGAUUGUGGCAAGAAAGGUAAUAACAACAGUUGCUUGGGCCAUCAUCCCUAAACCUAGACAUGUGGAGAAGCAGAAUAUGAACCAGGCAGCCGUUGGAUUCAGGGGGCAGAGUUGCCCAUGAUCAUCUUCAUCAUCAUCAUUUUAUUAUUUAUACCCUGCCCAUCUGGCUGGGUUGCCCCAGCCAUUCUGGGCAGCUUUCAGAACGCAUAAAAAACAUAAGCAUCAACCAUUAAAAACUUCCCAAUACAGGGUUGCCUUUAGAUGUCUUCUAAAACUUGUGUCGUUCUUGAUCUCCUUGACAUCUGAUGGGAGGGGGAUCCACAGGGAGGUGCUGUCCAAAUCACAAAUAUUUGCUGUUAGUUGUAUCCAGUUCCCACCUGGCUCAUGCUUGCCUUUCUGCAGUCAUGGGAAUGCAUAUAGUUAAACUGUGGAACACACUCCCACAAGAGGCAGCGACCGUCCCUAACUUGGAUGGUUAUCAAUGGUUGCUAGCCAUGAUGGCUGUAUUCUCCCUCUGUGGUUGGAGGCAGUAAUACCAGUUUCUGGAAACCACAGGGCAGGAGAGUUGGCCACGGUUGACCAGGCAUUUGAUUGGCCACAGUGAGAACACAGUGUUGGACUAGAUGGGCCAUUGGCGUGAUCUAGCAAGCACUUCUUUUGUUCUGAUGCUCAUUUCUGAACUACGCUGAGCGUAGGAGAAAAGUCCUGUGCAAAACAGCCCCAAAGCAUGUACUGGAUGUAGGAAUCUCCAUUCGACCGAGCUGAUAAGGCUCAUCUUCGGAAUCGCCUCCCGACGAUUAAUUGACAACCUGAUCCUUUGAUAAGGCCUUAGGCAUGUCGUCCCAGCAGUUCCCAAAACAGCAUGCGGAAGAGACAAGAGGUUUGGGCUACAUUGUUAUGCUUUAUUUUCUAGCUACGCAGAGAGCAAAGAAAUAUACAUCCUCUCCCUGUGAGAGCAGAGAGCAACUGAACAAAGGAACAAAGGAAACAGGAAACCACUAACGUCACAUCCUGUCUCCCUUUCCCGUGAGACUGCAAGGUCUCUGGAAUGUAAACAGAGUCCUGUGACUCCCAGCAGCUGCUCAGUGAGAAACAGAAACUAGCACUGGAUAUGGGUCCCAUAAGCUCUGAACAUGGGCUGCGAGUGAGAGAUGGGGAAAUUAUGAGGAAUUUUCUCCAUAUUAGCUCUAUUCCAGAGUGAGCAGUACCAAGCAUCCACUGUAAGCUUUUGGGUGGUUUUUCAUUGAGUUGUAAUAACUUUCUGCUGCCAAGAUCCUAUAUGAGGCCAAUUAUUUUGACAUUGGUAUCAUCAAAAAUAUUCAGUAACAUUAAUUUUGGACAAUAAACAAUUGUUUCUUUACAAAUAGUUCUGUCAAAAUCGAAUUCCAAAAAUCUUGCACUAACUGCCAUUCAGUCCACCAUAAAUGAUAAUAGGUACCAAGUUUAUUGCAAGCCCUCCAAAGAAUUUUCUGAUGCGGAAAUAAAACAUUUUUGACAUUUGCAAAGAAGUCCUAUACCAUCUGUGUAAUAAUAUUACGGCGUUUUCCCUAAGAAAACUGGAAACAGGUUUUAAGGGCCGAAUCUGAUUUUACAAGUAUUUUAUCGUUCCCACACUGAUCAUGUAGCUAUGUUAACUAAUGAUAUUUUUAAUCAUAGUUAAACACACUCCAGAGUAUCCCCUAACCUCCAAAUUGCAAAUCUGGUAUUCCAUUUUUCUGUUAUCAAAAUGGAAGUGUCAUAGUGGCAGAAAGUAUGCGAGGGUAGAGAGUCUUUGUGCUGAGCACCUCCAUGUGCAGGUGUAUUUUGAUGCGUUGAAUAGAAUGAUAGUUUAUGAGUCAUGGCAGAGGGGAGAGCAUGUGUACAAAUUCAGCUGGUAUUUGUUUGUUUUGUUGCUUUUUAAAAAUGCUGUUAAUAUUAUUUUAUAGAUAUGAACGCUGUAGUACUUUGUGAAUCCUAUAAUAUGAUUUUUAAUUAAUAAAUACAAAUUGGACUAUAAUUUGAUAUUUUUAUUUUACUUUAUUAUUUUUUAAUUCAAGUAUUAUGAUUGGAUAUUUAAUUGGAUGUUUUUAUUGGAAAAUCAAUAAAAAUGAUUCUUUAAAAAAAGAAUCCUAUAAUAUGAUUUUUGGUGUAACACUGAUGUUUAGCUUUUUUUUAGUUGUUUUGUUAAUAGAGGGUAAUUGCUUUAUUUGUGAUUUGCGAUGGUUUUGCUGAUGAUUUGUUAAGUAUUUUAUGCGAUUUAUGCUGUAUUUCAUUGUGAUGUUUCAUUAUAUAUGUAAUUUUUAUAUUUUGUUUGUAAGCCGCUUUGGGAUUUAUUUGAGUGAAAAGCGGGGUAGAAAUAGAAUAAAAGUAAAUAAAUAAAAAUGGGGAAAGACACUCAAGCAUGGCAACACACCAGCUGCUUUGACUGGUCGACGUUACAGUUUGUCCAUGGGAGUCCCCGUCCAUCUUUCAAGUUCUUCUUUCUUUUUGUAGGUGCAUGCCCGGGGCCUGAAGCUCGGCAUCUACGGUGACUUAGGCACCCAUACUUGUGCAGGGUAUCCCGGCACAACGCUGGACUUGAUUGAGCAAGAUGCCUCGACAUUUGCCCAGUGGGGAGUGGAUAUGCUGAAGCUAGAUGGCUGCUAUUCUUCAGCAUGUCAGCAGGCUAAAGGUAAGGACUGAGGCUUCCUCAUUGCCUCUGUUCGCUUUAUCCUGCCCCCUUCAGUGCUCCAUCUCCAUCAUGCCUGGGCCUAGACUGACCCCGGCUGCUUGAUCUUGAUCUUGCUGUUAAAAAAAUUAUUUGAAUCCGCUUUUGAUCUGUGUGUUUCUCAGAUACAGUGGUAUCUCGGGUUACAUACGCUUCAGGUUACAUACGCUUCAGGUUACAGACUCCACUAACCCAGAAAUAGUACCUCGGGUUAAGAACUUUGCUUCAGGAUGAGAACAGAAAUCAUGCAGCGGCAGCGCGGCAGCAGUAGGAGGCCCCAUUAGCUAAAGUGGUGCUUCAGGUUAAGAACAGUUUCAGGUUAAGAACGGACCUCCAGAACGAAUUAAGUUUUUAACCCGAGGUACCACUGUGUGUGUGUGUGUGUGUGUGUGUGUGUGUGUGUUAGUUACACAAGGUGUCAUUCAUUAUUAUUAUUUUUUAAAUCUGGUUUAAGAGGAAAUCUGAAUUUAAUACAAUUGUGUUAUAAGGGUGCUAUCUAAAUCAUUGUCAGGGUAGACUCAUUUAAAUCAGUGAACAAGUUUAUUGAUUUCAGUGGGUCUGUUCUGUCACUAACACUGGAUAUCAUGUUAUGUCUAGAUAUUCUUUUUAAACCAGAAUCAUGGCCAUCUUUAAAAACAUGCUAACUGAAAGGCAUUUUUUUUUCAUUUAAAAAAUGGAGUGGGGAGAGAAAUAACUUGAUUUCUGAGUUAUAUAUAUAAAACACACAAUAUGCCUCAUCUUGUGUUUUUUAUUGUGGGGUUUCAAUUGGAUCCAAGUAAUCACAAGGGCAAGAAUACAGGAGACGGCAUUGUGUACCUCACCAGAAUUAUCCUUGGAACCCAAAUAGAUUUUCUUGUUUUCCAGUUUCCAUGCCUGCCCCCUUGCAACUUGCUCAGUUUUCAAAUUAUGAAUAUUCUUUAUCCCUAAAAGGUUAUCCUAGAAUGUCCAGUGCUCUGAACGCAACAGGCCGCCCCAUUGCCUAUUCCUGUAGCUGGCCAGCCUAUCGAGGGGGACUUCCGCCCAAGGUGAGGCCUUGCUGAAGAGGCUUUGGGGCUGAGGUCACCUCCUUGGUCCUUUAAAGCAUGUUCAGAAUUUUGACAAUUUGGGUGGAGUGAGCAGGGAUCCACAAAUCUAUGCCCACCACUGGCCACCAAUCAAAUGCUUCUUAAGCUGAUGAGAGACAGGCAAGACUUCCAGUCUGACCUUGUGCUACACUUUUGUAAGCACUCUGGAAACAGCUCAGCUGACAAGGAGCAAGACCUCAGUCCUCCCUGACUCAUCAUUCCAUAUCCACAAAGGCAACCAUAGGGGCGAGGGGAGGGGUAGAAUAAAAAGCCUCCAGGACAACAUCUAUGAUAGUUUGUGUCUCCUUCAAGAUCAGGAUAGGUUAUUUUGAUUCCCCCUAUAUUAUCCUCACAAUAACCUUGUGAGGUAAAUUAAGCUGGUAGUUGAUGACUAGCUGAAGAUCCUCCAGUAGGCUUCAUGGCUGACCAGGGAUUAGUAACUGACCUAAGUCCAACACGCACACUGCUUUUUAUUUUAUUUUUACAGUGUAAAUUAGCCAAAAAGUGGUUUCUCUUUGAGUGGUUUUGUCCAAGCGGAGUACAGUAACUAGAACAGUGUUUCCCAAACUUGGGUCUCAAGCUGUUUUUGGACUACAAUUCCCAUCAGCCCUGACCACUGCUUCUGCUAGUUAGGAAUGAUGGGAGUUGUAGUCCAUCCACAGCUGGAGAUGCAAGUUUGAGAAACAUUGAGCUAUUAGGGAAAAGAAGAGGAGGACAUUAUCUGCCAAUGUGAGCUUCCCAUGGGCUUCUUGUUGGCCGUGUGGGACAGAGAGUGCUGGACUAGUUAGUUGGCCAGUUGAAAAAAGCAUGGCUGGAUCAUCUAUUGGCACCAUUUCUGUCUGUUGAUAAUCCUAGUUUGCAGCACCUGUUUUGGGAUACUGCUUCAGGGUGCAAUAUUACUAUUUGUGGUCAGUUUCCCCAUACUUUUUGUGCUGGCUGGGGCUUAUGGGAAUUGUAGUCCAAAACAUCUGGAGGGCACCAGGGCACUAGACAUGGUGAUGUUGAGCAGAGGAGAUUAACAUUGAAGCUAGAAGAGAGAUGGUCUCAGAAUUUCUAACGCUAGAAAAACUGCACCUCGCCCUCUGUUUCUCCAAAGGGUAAAGUGUACAGCUCUAUUGGUAAAUAACUCAUUUCACAUCUUUUUUCCAGGUGAACUACACACUCCUGGCAAACAUAUGUAAUCUCUGGCGAAACUAUGGUGAUAUACAAGACUCUUGGGAGAGUGUCCUCUCCAUAGUGGAUUGGUUCUCGGCCAAUCAGGAUGCACUUCAGCCAGUGUCUGGCCCUGGCCAUUGGAACGACCCAGACAUGGUAAUGCUGAAUUGAGGAGCUUAACAUGAAAGCUAGGAGAGAGGGAGAGAGACUGUCUCAGGAUUUCUAAAGUUAGAAAGAUGCAGCAGAGACUCUUGUUGGCAGGAAUUCCUCUGCUCUCAACAUCUUGCGUAGAAGGGCUGAAGCCUGUAAGUUAAGUGAUUUAGCUGGCUUUUGUGUUUCUUUUUGGGAAUCCUUCAGUCUACUGCAAUCCCCAUCCUUCUACCCUGGGUUGUUUAUAGCCUUCCCUUCUGUGACCUCUAAAUGUUUUGCAAAUAAACAUAUGUUGCAUCAUUUAUUCUGUAAGGUGUGGAGAGUCAAAGAGUUCCGCAUGACACAGAACUUCCCUCCCCCAAGAAAUCUCUCAUCUUCAUGCAAACAUACAGAUUUUUUGGCUUCUGAAAUGUUUACCAGUCUCCACCCGUUUUCAGGUUUUUUCUUUCGAGCCUUCAAAAUUUACAGUAAACUGUGAGGUUCCCUGGAUGCUGUGCAUGGCAGCCAUUUCUGAUCUUGUGCACUUGGUCGCUGAAAAUAUAUCUUAGAACAUCUUUAGAAACAUGUCCAAUUGGUGAUGUGCAUAUAGUCCAGCGGCGUGCGGUCAUUGGACUAAGGGAACUAUGCUAGUCCCCUAAAUGUUCGCCUGGUGCCUCCUUCCCAAAGCCCAGGAAGCUUCUGCCUGGCUUAGGGAGGCGUGUUGCCCAUGUGUGCAACAUCAGGACUUCACAACAUCACACACAUGGCAUCGACCCCCCAUGUCCCUCGCAAGCGAGCACCUCUGGCCCUAACUGUUCCCCUAUGAAAAAUUUCACUGCAUGCCACUGAUAUAGUCCUAGUGGCCUGUGCACGCAGCGCCUGGACUAGAUUUACCUUUUAAAACAGCAUUUCUCAGAACAUGCUGUACAGAAGUGCUGCUGAGAGAGACUAAUAUUUCACAUCCUCCAAUUCAAAGCAAAUUGUAUUGUGAUUUUAAACCAGAUAUUUAUAGAUUUUAAUUCAGGUUUGAUGACUGGAAAAAAGAAACACGUCUGCCCAAUCACAGUGAAGUGAACUAGCUUUUCUGAUUUCUGUUCGGUGAACUGGAGCAAUGUUCUUCAACCUCGGGUCCCAAGAUGGUGUUGGACUACAACUCCCAUCAUCCCUGACCAUUGUCUAAGCUGGCUGAGGAUGAUGGAAGUUGUAGACCAGCAGCAUCCCAGGAAGCAAAGUUGACAAAUACUGAACUAGAGCCUUCUCUGAAUCAAGCCAUCACCUCCUUUUACUUUCAUCCUUCACUUCAAUCUCAUCCUUAGUUUCAACCUCCUUCUUUGUCCUGCAGCUAAUCAUUGGAAACUUUGGCCUCAGCUAUGAACAGUCCCGCUCCCAAAUGGCCUUAUGGACUGUCAUGGCUGCUCCCCUUUUCAUGUCCACGGACCUCCGCACCAUUUCUGAGCAAGCACGAGAAAUUCUACAGAACAAACUGAUGAUCAAAAUUAACCAAGAUCCCCUGGGAAUUCAAGGACGCAGAAUCCUUCAGGUAGGGAAGGACUGGAUCCUGUAGCUCAAUAGAUAAGCAUAGCCUGUAAACCUUUGGAGCUGGGAGUGCUGUCUUCUGCUUUUUGAUCUGAGGGGGAGUGGUAACUUGAGCCACAUGUGGGUAGUUCAUUUUAUAUCCUGACUUUCUUCCAAGGCAUAUAAUCUUAAAGGGUGCAGUUAGACUCUUGUGCACUUUUUUCUGCAGCGUAUUUACAGAAGUAGACCUACAAUUUAGACCGUACUGAGCACUGUUUGCUAUUGGUAGCACUGUUUGCUAUAGGUAACAAUAUCCCCUGUUUCCAGCCACUUAACAAUUUGCAGUGUUCAAUCCCUGGUAUCUCUAGGGAGAGCUAGGGUAGAUUUCUGUCUGAAACACUGCCAGUCUGUGUAGAUAAUACUGAGGCAGAUGGACCAAUGGCCUGAUCCAGUAUAAGGCAGCUUCCUCAAUUCCUUGUGUGUCCCAGAGGAGUGUUUCCGUUAUUGGCACGUAACUUCAAUCUGCUUUUGUAGGAGAAAUCUCGCAUAGAGGUGUUCUUGCGCCCCCUUUCCCAGUCAGCCAACGCUCUGGUUUUCUUCAGUCGGAGGACAGACAUGCCGUAUCGCUACACCGCGUCCCUCACCCACUUCAAUUUUACCCAGAAUGCUGUGUAUGAGGUAAGAAAGAGACAAGGCUUAUCAGUAUCUUGGAGUAGUCCCUAUCCUUGCACACCAGCAGGGCUGCUUCCUGUCCUGUGUAGAGGGAGGAAGGAGGCCUUUGGGGUGCAGACUCCACACACAUCAUCUUCAAGAACCUGUAUGUUAAUGGUGUGUCUCAAAGAGUCUCUGCAUUACCAAGGAGAAAUCUCACUCUCAGCCUUCCAACCUUGAGGCCCCUCCCUCUAGCAUUCAUCUUCCCCUUGCCUACCUUGGAUUAGGCCUGAUGGAUAGACACGACAGAGCAGCAAUGUAAUAAGUGCUUUGAAUAGAGCCACACUGGUGUUGCUUCUCUGCAUGGCCCACAGAUUUGUGAUUUGGCUAUGCAAAUGUUUGUCUUUUGUGUUUGGGGCAGAUAGCGGAGUUAAAAUUAGCAUGGAGCUCUUUACCCAUGGUGCAUUUGCCCCACAGAGCAGCCUUCACCACAAUUUACAUUUUUUAAAGGUCACCAUAUCCUUGUUGCUUCUUUUACCAGUGAGCUGUGCAUUUGCAGCAGUAUCAAGAAUACUACUGCACAGCAAGCUAUAAUGCAAACCAGAAACUCACCAUCAGAGUUUGUUUGAGGUGGAGGGGUGGCGCAAAACAAUGAGAUGGGGAAUUAAGUUUUCUAUCAUUUUAAAAUCCAUCUUGUAGAUUGCUUUAGCACUUUUCCAUUUGUCUGCUAUCAUGGCUGUGAAAUAGCAACUGUAUCUGGUAUGUUCAAAGCAAUGUAUCCAUGUUCGUUCAUUUAUCUGUAUACGUAUAAUAUACAUCCCCACAGUUAACUAUGUCCUGUCACAAUGAUUCCUUCUGUUUCAGGCACAGGAUGUGUACAGUGGUCAAAUUAUCACUGGCUUGAAGGCUGCCGAUAACUUCACAGUGGUCAUUAACCCCUCUGGAGUAGUCAUGUGGUUUGUCUACCCAACAACAUACCUUGGCCAGCCGUCCAGCUUUGUGAAGCAGCUGCCUGAAGCCAGGAAGUUCCAUCCUUCUGCCAUGUGAUGCCAAAAGGCCAAUCGCUAGCUGCUACGAUUUCUCAGCAAGUCAGGCCAGGUGCGAAAGUGAUGGCACCUCAAAAUGGGGCAGGUGGGUGGGGUCAGAAGGGGGAUUUUACACAUGCAGUGUAAAAACUGAGACAAUGCACCAUUUACCUCCAAGGUGCUACUGCCUGAUUCUAUAGAUCCACUUGGAAGUUAAGUCUUAACUUGCACCACAGAGUUGCAGCCAAAUGCUUUGAAAUCAUUGGAAAUUUAAGUUUAGAUCAUCUUAAAACAGUAUAUGGAAAUUUAAGAUAUUCAUGUCAGUGAAAACUAACUUGCCUGGAAUUUUCCAAAAUUGGUCUGAAAAAAUCUAAUUAAGCUUCAAAUUAACCAUUUUCUUCUUUCUUUUCUCCUCCAUGCUGCAAGUAUUUUACCUGUUGUAGUAUCUGAGGCAGUUAGGUUUCAUAGUGGAGCACAUGGAGAGACACCCAAACACUCUUAUCCAUAUCCAAGACCUACUAGAACCCACAACAGCAAUUCACAUCUUUGAAUGUAUAGUUGUAGACACCACUCUUAUGAUCCUUUCUUCAUGCUGAGAGUACCAAUUGUGAAAGCUAGCAUUUCAGGUCACAGGGAUCUAGUUAGUCUUUUCCUUGACAUGCUAGCAUAUCAGCAAGGCAACUUAUGGAAACAGUCAAAAUAGGCUUGCAUGCAUUCAGGAAGGAUUUAUCACGUUGCUGAACAGUUUUGGGUUUUAGGAAUAUCAGUGCCCUUCUAUUUCAGACAACAGAUCCAUCUGGUUCAACUUCCUGGAAGCAAAGGCAACACACCUCUUCUGUCCCCCCCACCUGUUAUUCAAAGGCUAUUCUUGGGCUAAAGACAACCUCACCUAUUACAAAAUUGUUAUAGGAAACACGCGUAUAUAUGGAUUAACAUUAAUUGUACACACAGAUGUUCAUGCAAGUCUUUUAUGACUUUAAAUCAGGGUUGUUGAUUUUUUAAAAAACAAGCAGUAUAUAAAUUUUGUGAAAUAAAAUAAAGACUUGUUUUAUAAUCUCAGCCUCUGUUUUAACUUCUUAGGCUAAAAUGAACUAUAACAUUUUUUUAAGUUUUCAUUUCAUUUACUUUGUGAGCCACCCAAUUUUUUUUCUUAUGGGGUGGUUAUUUAUUCAAUACGUUUAUACGAGGUAAAAAAGGUGGAAGUGUAACAGUGGGAAACUUCAGUUGUACAGAGGCAGAACUGGAGCUGAAGGAGCCUUUGGGACUGGUAAAGCUGCUAUAAAAUACACCCCAGAAAUCUAAGAAGGGCAACCUUAUCCAAAAGAGGCAGUAACUUGGGGUGACAGAUUUCAGGAUGGCCGCUAUCUUCCUAUUGUCAUCUGUGGAGGGGACGGGAAAUAUGCAAAAUAAGUAGAUUUAGAUCUGUUUUAAGAGCAUUUCCCCAACAUGCUAUUUUAAAAAAGCCAGAAGUGGCAUGCUAAUCAAAGCAAGGCACAGGAGCAGAUUCCAUAUGCAAGCUAUUAUUUUUGCAGCAGUUUGUUAGGAUCCACAAUGCAACUUAGUCAGACAUACUCAAAUUAGGGUUUAGUGAACUCAGCAUCUCCUUUGACUAAUGUAGGGUCCUGCACGUGCUGUAUAGCAAUGAAAACUACAGGUUACCAAAGGUGCUUCAAACUGGUGGCAGCCACAAUCUAACAUGAAUAUUAUAGGCUACCACUUGAUGAACCAGCUGUCACCACUAUCAUUUUACCUUCUGCAAUCAUUUUUUAUUUGUCACAAUGAAAAACGACCAUAUAAAACCACCUUUCUGCUUGUGUCAAGGUCUUUUUGUCUUAGGUUAUCCACCUACCUCUAGAAGUAUAUUUUAUAGGAAUCAGAUAAAGGACAAAGAACUGAAUAGCAGUUUAAAAUGGAAUGAUUAAUGCUGUGUGUCAAGUUCUGGAAAGCCUCACGUACUUCUCAACCUGAUUUUUUUCUGUUUGUAUAUAAACCCCAGAUCUCCCUUGAUAACUGAACUGAAAGGGAAUCAUUCAUGGGCCCACUCCUCCCUUUAUAUCCAAGAUGAGGAACCUCUAGCCCUCCAAUAUUGCUGGACUACAAUUCACCCUGCUGUCUGGGCUGAUGGGAGCUGGAGUCCAAGAAUAUAUAGAGGACCAGGCCCCAGGCUGGCUUCAAGUCAUUCUACUAGAAUGAGAUCCAACUCCUCAAAGAACCCCGUGCCUUUACUUGAUGUGUGUGUGUUCUAGUAAGGCAUCCAGAAUUAUUCUCACAUGUUUCCUGUUCACUUCGACAAAUGGCAGCUACCGUAUUUUUCGCCCUAUAGGACGCACUUUUUCCCCUUCAAAAAUGAAGGGGAAAUCUGUGUGCGUCCUAUGGGGCGAAUACAGGCUUCAGGAAGCUAUCAGCAAGCCUGGGGAGCCCGCAGGAGUUCCCGCAGGGCUCCCCACGCUGCGGAUAGCAGCCUGCCACCCGGCGCGCGCUGAAGCAGAGCGCCCCGCGCUUCUGGUAGACAUCGGCCAGCCCC